Messenger RNA from Yarrowia lipolytica CLIB122, 1083 nucleotides. RefSeq lists its product as uncharacterized. Lineage: Eukaryota; Fungi; Ascomycota; Dipodascomycetes; Dipodascales. The record is from RefSeq and is a predicted model, not a curated record. Gene Ontology annotation, molecular function: protein binding.
AUGCUCCACCUACUGCCUCCGGAAGUUCUGGAAAAUGUGCUCGGCAACCUGGAGACGCUAAAUGAUCUCCUAGCACUGUCCCACACCUGCCACUUUGCCAGAUCAGUGGUGUUACACAACGACCAGCGAUUCAAACCACAUGUGCAGCAUUUGUGUCAGUACAUGACCCCAGUCUCGUCAUGGCACUCCAGCUUGCUCAGGUUGCCACGCAACGCAAACAACCUCGGUACUCCAGUAGACGACACCUGGACCAUGUCCCCAGCAGUGUUUGCAACAGAGCCGACCAAAGACCUGCUGAGACUCCCUCACGAAAGAUUACAGACUCAUUUCAACAGAUCACCGCAACAAAUCACCCAUCUCUUUCAUGAUGUGAGACACAGAUCAUUGUAUGGACCUAUUCCAGACAGCCAAGACACGCUGUUUGAGCUUCGAUCUGGCGUGGGACCGGUUACCCGAAUCAACAUGUCCACCAUGUCCAGAUCAAAGGCGCCUCCACACUCGUGUCUGCACCAUCUUGAUACAAAAGUCGCCAUCAUCGAAAAGUUCCCCCAGCUAAACAGACUCAACCACAUGAACAAACGGGUGGUCACUGGCUCAAGACAACAUCUGCGAAAUGUGACUACUGAGGUUUUAGUAAUCGAUAAUGACGGAGAAGCCGUGCCUCUGGCUACUUUCACAGACACCAUUUCGUGCAGAGGAGAGCCUCAUGGUUCUCUUUGUCUUUCUGUGGCGGUUUGUGGAACUUAUGUUGCGUGCAUUGUAGGCUACUCCCUGUUCCUGUUCACAAAGAGAGACGAUCAGCUGUACUUGGCUGAUUCGUAUAAGUUGGACGCGCUUUACUCUCCCGUGUCUGAUUCACACAACCAGGAGUGCCUGUUGUUACAGCGGAGUCGAAGCAGUGGCCCCGGACAUGAUAUUCUGUUCAAUAUCAGCUCCAAGACGGUAUCUGUGGUAGAGGGUGGUAUCUAUGCCAUCAGCAUAGAUACGAAUGUCUGGCGCUUUGACGACGCCUUUCUCCAGCAGUGUUCAGUGUCUCCACAAGAAGAGAUGCACUGGACUUCGGCUGAGGUUAUGUGUGGUUGA